GCCGCCAUCUUGGUGCCGCGUUCCCUAUACAAAAUGCCCGGUGAAGCCACAGAAACCGUGCCUGCCACAGAGCAGGAGUUGCCACAGCCCCAGGCUGAGACAGGGUCUGGAACAGAAUCUGACAGUGAUGAAUCAGUACCAGAGCUUGAGGAGCAGGAUUCCACACAGGCAACUACACAACAAGCCCAGCUGGCGGCAGCAGCUGAAAUCGAUGAAGAACCAGUUAGUAAAGCAAAACAGAGUCGGAGUGAAAAGAAGGCACGGAAGGCUAUGUCCAAACUGGGUCUUCGACAAGUCACAGGAGUUACUAGAGUCACUAUUCGGAAAUCUAAGAAUAUCCUGUUUGUCAUCACAAAGCCAGAUGUCUACAAGAGCCCAGCUUCAGAUACCUACAUAGUUUUUGGGGAAGCCAAGAUUGAGGAUUUAUCUCAGCAAGCACAGCUCGCAGCUGCUGAGAAAUUUAAAGUUCAAGGCGAAGCAGUGUCAAACAUUCAAGAAAACACACAAACUCCAACUGUACAGGAGGAGAGUGAAGAGGAAGAGGUUGAUGAAACAGGCGUGGAAGUUAAGGACAUAGAAUUGGUCAUGUCACAAGCAAAUGUUUCAAGAGCAAAGGCAGUCCGAGCCCUGAAGAACAACAGUAAUGAUAUUGUAAAUGCUAUUAUGGAAUUAACAAUGUAACCAUCCGAAAACAAGGACCUUUUUUUGGUGUUUCAAAAGAGUAACUAACUGCAGUUUGGUUUGAAAUUUGUACUGUUUCUAUCAUUAAUAAAGUUAUGGCUUCUUGUUGGAUGAA
Molecule: messenger RNA, 796 nt
Organism: Orycteropus afer afer
Lineage: Eukaryota; Metazoa; Chordata; Mammalia; Tubulidentata; Orycteropodidae
Gene: NACA
Product: nascent polypeptide associated complex subunit alpha
Biological process (GO): protein targeting to membrane
Cellular component (GO): nascent polypeptide-associated complex; cytoplasm
Source: RefSeq, a predicted model, not a curated record